CCUUAAAGCUGCAACAGAUGACCCCUUUUUCAAAACCAUACCAUGCCUAAAUGGAUGGCCUCUUGACAUUCUCCCGAAAUAUCCCCAAAAGUCAAUGUUUGUGUUUUUCAAACGCAAAACAAUUAUUUGUAAAGAUACACGUGAUACACCAUGGAUUUACAUCAUAAAAUCGGGCUCGUGUUCCCUCCUUAAACAACUAAAGACUGUUCACCCGACACUUGGAACUAAGCCACCAAAGCCACUGACAAUACAAGAAGAACAGAAACUAAAAGAUGAAGAGUUGAAUCACAAAGAAAGGAUGUCAAAUCAGAUGGUUGAAGAACUGAUUCGGAUUGAUAAAGCCACUGAUAGAACCAAUAAUUAUGAGAUUCAACAGCUUAAUAUUCCAGUCACAAAACUAGCUAAAAGGUUAAAGGGUGAGACGGAGCUUGACAGGAUCAUGGCCAAGUUCAAGCAGACGGUUAAUGUUAUUCAAACAUUUAAAAGUAACAGAGGCACUGAUGUCGAAAACGAUGUUGAUGGGAACGAAUUGACAGAAACUGAAGGUCAAGAAGAUCAACGAAAAGAAGACGAAGAACAUGCAGCAAAAGAAGCUACCACAAAUGUGUCGCAAGUUACAAGCAAUGAAAUGAAGACGGAGAGAACGGACACAAUGAUGUCACUGACUUCAAAGGGACCGUUCCUAAUAAAGACUGGAACUAAUCUAUCUCUGAAGACUUCGACAAAAGACACAAAAGAGCUUGAAAACAUGAACGAUAUAUCAAAAGUUUCUACAAGAGAUUUAACUACUGAAGAUUCCACUACUGUCGCUACUGCUACAGAAACCAAAAUACAAUCAGAUUCAAACAAUCAAAACUUGCCAAACCUAAACUUGCCAAACCAAAACUUGCCUGAGCAGUCGCUUAACAACAAAGCAUUGUCCAAAGAAGAGACUAUCGAAGCUAUGACACGUUCAAAAGCUGUUCGCUUUAUGGAGACAUCAGACAAUAACGAUUCUGAGAAGAAUUGUGAUAAGAAGAAAGAAAGAAAAUCCAGGAAGUUCAAUAAAGAUAAAACCGUCAAGCAACCACUCAGUGUCCAACAACCUGCGGAUCAGCCUUGUUUUGUCGAGGUUCAAACGCUCACCAAGGGAUCUGUCUUUGGUAUCGCUGAAUUCACUUGUGGUCCCCAACCUUCCUUCAGCCUUGUCAGCAACGGAGCAGAAUGUGUGCUGAUAAACAAAAAGUUCUACAUAGAAAAUGUUGGACAGAGACUCAUGAACCGUCUCAGAGAUGAUGUGUUUCCAUACCCAUCAGAUGCCUACCUACAAGAAAAUCUUGGUCUUACGAUCAACUGGGAUCUACACAAACACGUUGCUAUGCAGAACACAGUCGGUGCAAUCAAUUUGAAGAAAACAAACAUGCACGAUGCAAGAACAAGUAUCAAACUACCGCCGGUUAACUAACUGCUCGUGGUUUAACUAACCAAUUAACUAACCAAUUGUAACGACGAUUACAAGUUAAGGAUAGAAUCAAAUCAUCAAACUGAUAUUCAGACACAGCAAGGCAGUUAUUAUCACUUUCUCCUAUAUCAGAUUACGAAGCAUGAACUAUCACGUAAAACUUAAAAUUAAAAAAACAUGGUCUUGUGUGAAAAAACGAUAGAGGUUAUCAUAACUCAAGAAUGUGAUUAUGCAUUGUGUCUGGUUUAAGAGUGCACAUGUUCCUUAUUGCUGUCAGUAAAUAUUCUACCUACCUUCUGCCUCUCUUCAAGCUGCUUACACACACCAGAAUAGCCUGACAACGGCUCAACUAAAAGUCAGAUACCGUUGUCACAAAUGACGAACAUAACCGUCGCUUCAACUCUUCACUCUUAAAUAAUUUACCAUAUCCCGUU
This is a messenger RNA of Owenia fusiformis, 1875 nucleotides long. The record is from the annotation of a GenBank genome assembly. Lineage: Eukaryota; Metazoa; Annelida; Polychaeta; Sabellida; Oweniidae.